Molecule: messenger RNA, 1503 nt
Organism: Symbiodinium pilosum
Lineage: Eukaryota; Dinophyceae; Suessiales; Symbiodiniaceae
Source: the annotation of a GenBank genome assembly
AUGACUUCAACUCGAGCUGCAGUAAAGCCCUGUCAAGCCCUGUCUGCUCGAGACGUAGCGCGCCGCGCGCAACGUGUGGAGCGCGUUACGGAACUGCCAGAGGUUGUGGCUGCUGUCCUUCCACAGCACCUGGAAUUUCUCCAUGCACAACAGAAGCAGGCGGAGGAAGUGAGCGCUCACGACUUUUUCCAAAGGCGUGAUCUUCAUCAAAAGAUGAGAUCUCUGGCGCUGUCCGACCACUUCGACAAUUUUGGUAAGUCCCGCUUUCAAAAGCUGGGAUUAGCCUUCGCAGCUAAGCAGUUCAUUCCUAGACACGCCGCUGCUCCCAACAGUGGGAGUCUGACUGCCGUUGACGGACAGAAGGAGUCCAGCAAGCCUUCGGCCAAGGCCUUCAUCUUGUCACAGGAAGCACUCGCCCAAGACUUUAAGCGCUGGAGCCAGUACACUCAGGAGAUAUCUGCAUCUAUCCAGGAGGCAGAUCGUCACAAAGACGUGGAUGUCAAAAGAAGGCAAAUUGACAUCUUGUUUGCAGAACUUCCUCGUUUCAUGGAGUUCCUUCCCGAGGCAGUUCCCGUGGAGAGCUUGGAGCUUGAGAUCAAUCAUGAUCGCUCCUUGAAGCCAGGCUUUCCCCGCCGCUGGCCAGCGCAGUCUAGGAAGUUUCGGCGGACAGAAUCGCAGGCCCUGAUUGAGAUAUUCCGUGCAUGGUCCUUUGCUUCGUGGCCCCUGGGCGGUGCCGAGCUUGGGCUGGAUCGUGCCACUUUUGCCCGAUUCGUCUUAGACGUUGGUUUGGCAGAUGAGCGGAAGGUUCCCUUGUUCUGGGCUCUAUCGCUUUUCGAUUGCUUGUCGCAUAACACUCGCGUGUGUGCGAAAAAUGAUCUGGCUCCUCAAGCAGCACCACUUCUGCCGGUUGUGAAGUGGUGGGAUUUGCUCUCGAUUAUUGAGGUGCUGACAGCGCAGCACUUUCGCACCACCACAACAGCCCUUCGGGUCAAGUUCAUCGAGAGCAUUGCGGAAAUAUCCAGGUUUCGCCUUCCGCCUUACGCUCUCAAAGCCGUCAACAUCACUCAAGCACAGCUUGAGUUCGUCCUUCAAGGAGUGAAGGCUGAUUCCAAUGAAAGCGAUGACGAGCAGAGCAAGGCAAACCAGGAUACGCAGACGAAAGCCGCGGAGCCCAGGACCAGCCUCAAUGAAGCCAAAGACCUGGGCAAUGCCAGCAAAGAACAGUUGUCAAUCACAGAGGACGCUCGCUCUCAACGACAGAAAGGCAUGCUGGUGGAGCCGGAGGUGUUGCACAUCCUGUGGCAGCAUGAGGCCAUCUUCAAGAGUCUCCACACCGCCUACGCAGACCAUGCAGGUCACAUGACUUUUGCAGCCCUCAUCCAGCUCUGUAAAGACUUCUCUUUGGCACCCCAUCUUAUCAGCCUGCACCAGCUGCGCAAGAUCUACGAGUCUGCCGAGUGCUUGGAUCCGGCAUCUGGUGCUCCAAGGCAGUUUAGGGUUUAG